This is a messenger RNA of Miscanthus lutarioriparius, 243 nucleotides long. The record is from the annotation of a GenBank genome assembly. Lineage: Eukaryota; Viridiplantae; Streptophyta; Magnoliopsida; Poales; Poaceae.
AUGGCAGCUCUGAAGGUGAAAUCAGCAUUGUGCCUCAGCCUGCUGAUCAUGACACUCCUCUUGGAUCCAAGCUGUGGGAAUAAGGAAGCGUGUGACGAGUGGUCAGAUGAUACAUACCGGAUGCUGCUCCUGUGUAGCAGCAAAACAUGCAGCAAGCACUGCAUUGGCGAGGGCACCACCAGGGGGAAGUGUGGCUUCCUCAUCUUCAGGUCCUUCUGCUUCUGCACCAAAGAAUGCGACUGA